This is a messenger RNA of Colius striatus (speckled mousebird), 4814 nucleotides long. RefSeq names its product ring finger protein 170 (gene RNF170). Gene Ontology annotation, molecular function: ubiquitin protein ligase activity. The transcript is spliced from 7 exons. NCBI's taxonomy places the organism in Eukaryota, Metazoa, Chordata, Aves, Coliiformes, Coliidae. The record is from RefSeq and is a predicted model, not a curated record. The coding region runs from base 1037 to 1555 and encodes 172 amino acids.
CACUCACCCAGGUGAGGAGGCUCUCCCCGAGCUCGGCCCGCUCCAGGCUCUCCACGUUGAACAUGGCGGGGCACAGCGGAAGGAGCUGACGGCCGUGGCCGGCUCGGGUCGGUACCGCCGGCGACCCCCUCCCCCCCACGUCCUGUCCCGGGCCGGGCCGGGCCGCGGCGUCCACACGUCACAGCGACCUGACGAGAACAACCCGCGCGCGCCUGCGCGGUGCAGCCGCUGCGCGGUGGUGUGGGGAGACGCCAGCGGGGGGGAGGGGGCGGGGCUGCGGCCGGAGGCAAGCGUCGUGCGCGCCGGGGGCUGAGGUAGCUCUGCUCGAUCUGUCAGCGCUGCUGCGCCCCGGCCGGGCCGUGUCGAGUGCAGGGAAGUGGCCGGAUCUGCAGUCAAGCAUCGCCAGCCGGGCCCGCUGCAGCCCGCGGAGGCCCUAGUACGCCGCGGGGUCCGUCCCUUCCCCCGGCUGUCUGCGCCCUCGGCUGUCACGUCGCCGCGCCUCGGAGGCCGGCGGCGAGUACGAGCUGGUUGGGAAGGUCUCGGGGAGGGCCGGGAGGGACCGGCACUGUCACUCCGAAGCCAGGGACAGCUUCGGGAGCCUGAGCUGGUGAGAAGGCUGCACCCACAGACGUUCUCUUGAUAAAAUGAACAUCAGAACAUACACCCAGAAAAUCAAGAGCUAGUGCGGGCUCUUCGUCAGCAGCUUCAAACUGAGCAGGCAGUUCUGGUAUGUGGAGGAGAGGAUGGGAGAGCAUGGGACAGAUUGCUGGAAAUUCCGGAGUCCCAGGCCUAUAGUGAAAACCCAUGCUUUUGGAGAGUACUGAGAAGAGUCUUUCAUCAUAUACUUCUUGAAACAACGACAGAAUUUUAACUACAGUGUGCAUUUAUGUGGAAGUAAAAUAUGACAAAAUGGGGAGAAAACCCAUGUCAUGGCAAUGAUGUACACAAUGUCUAUGCUGAUGUCUAUGCCUGGGAACACUAAAUACUGCAACUGCUGGAUGCUUCUGCUUAUGAUAGACAUCACUUCUAUACAGAUAUGUCCUGUCCAGUCUGUUUGCAACAGGCUACGUUUCCUAUAGAAACAAACUGUGGGCAUCUCUUCUGUGGUUCCUGCAUUAUUGCCUAUUGGAGAUAUGGCUCAUGGCUUGGUGCCAUCCGUUGUCCAAUCUGCAGGCAAACGGUGACAUUGUUUUUACCACUCUUUGGUGAAGAUCAGCAGGAUGCAACCCAAGUAUUGCAAGAUGUUAAUGAUUACAAUCGGAGAUUCUCAGGACAGCCCAGAUCUAUUAUGGAAAGAAUUAUGGAUCUGCCCACUUUAUUGCGGCAUGCUUUCAGGGAGAUGUUUUCUGUUGGGGGUCUCUUCUGGAUGUUCCGCAUCAGAAUAUUCCUCUGUCUGCUUGGAGCUUUGCUCUACCUGGCUUCACCUCUGGAUUUUCUUCCUGAAGCCCUCUUUGGAAUUCUGGGGUUCUUGGAUGAUUUCUUUGUCAUUUUCCUUCUGCUGAUAUACAUCUCUAUCAUGUACCGAGAAGUGGUUAUGCAGCGGCUGAACAGAUGAAGUAGAUGAAAAGGACUCAAAUACAGAGGCAGUUACAGAAUGUUUUACAAUAUGACUAUGAUACAGCAAGGCGCCUGUGUACAGUUUGAGUAGUUAACAAUUUCAUAUCUGGUCAUUUUACACAAAUACGGAGGGUUAAUGUGUGGUGAUGCUUAACUGGAAUCUUUAAUUUCUGUAUUACAUGCGCUUCAUAAGGAUGACAUUAGUUUUGUGAUAAAAUGAACUACCUUCAUCUGCUUUCACCUGUUGAACAACUGUGUGUUAUCAGAAAAAAAAAAACAACAAACAUCUUUUUGGGGGGUUUGUGCUUUGAGAGAAAAAGGAGUUCAAGUAAAGGACUUCUAACAAAAAAUCUAUUUGGUAAUCUAGACAUGUAUAAGGAAAUUCAGAAAUUGUUCGCAGUGUAGGUAUCACAGCUAAGUUGUUUAACAUCUCUCUGUUGUGGACUAGAGUUUCUUAAAACAAAAGUAGCUAUGGGUGUCUGUGUGGAAGAAGAAACCCAAGGGCCGCACUACAGUUAUCACCUGCAGUUUGCCAAUAUCCACAUGCUUCACAAAGACAAAAACACCUCAGUAUUGCUUGGACUGCACUAUGUAUGGAUGCAUGCAGUUUGUACAGUUUUAUUUUUGUAUUUGGGAAUGGACACAUAGCAUUUGAUUUAGGUAGAGAAACCAGUAUUAUACACACCAGACUGGUUAAUGCUCUGUUUUUAAAUGAAAGCAUGGGUUUUUUCUGCAGGCUUGUUUAUUUGAUAGGUAUGUAACAUGGAAGUGACCAAAGGGAGUACUUGCACUUAUUUAGUUGCAUUAAAGCAUUCAGCCAACAGAAAGAAACAUAAAAUUUAAAUAGUUGGAGAAAAGAAGUCAGAACUGGAUGUUUAUACUACAGGACUUUACCUGAAAAUACAUUCUGCAAUACAAGUGUUAAAUGACUUAGAUAUUGGGGUGUUUGAUUUUCAGUUGGGGCUUUUUUGGUUAGUUGAUUGGUUGAUUUGGAUGUGGGUAGAGGGAUUUCUGAAUUACUUUCAAAAAGAUCUGUUACAAAAAAGAUCCUGAAAAUAUUUUCAGGGGCACAAGGAUUAAUUAUCCUUGAAGAUGAUUUUGGGGGGGGGGUGGCAUGUUGAAUUGGAAUACCAGCUGUCAUAGCUACAGAAGUAAUGAGAAGAAAAAUAAUUUUAAGAAAUGAAUGCCACUAGAAAAGUCAAGGGUGUGAUAGUGCUAUGUACUUUUUAGCUAGAGGAGCGGUAAUUGCCAUGUUAAUUUAGCUUCCUGAGUACUUGAAAGAGGCAAUUAGACAGGUGAUUCUUUUUGUGUUUACGUAUAGCAGAUGAGACUUAAAAUGGAAGGGACCUUGUCACAACUUCUAUGCUUUCCCAUGCAGGCAUCCUUCCACAACUUCUAACACUGGGCAUGUGCAGAAAAAUUAUAGAGCUGGCACUUAGUAUGCCAGUGGUUGGGGUUGGAUAUUGUUCUUUAUUGUCACAGUUUUAAGCAACCUUCAUUUAGAAGUAAAUUUCCUUCUUUAUCAUUUGAAAAUCCAAAGAUGUUUUACAAAUGAACUGGAAAGCUGUUUAUUGCUGUUUAUAAGAGAUGGACAAGAGGAAAAACAAGAAGUGAAACAAGAGUGGGAGAAGGAGAGCAAGAUAGAAAAUUAUACUUUUUGGAAGUGAAUGCUGGGAUUUUUUCUUGCAAACUAACUGUUCUUGAGCAUCUUAGUUGAACUUUGCUCUUUCUUUUAGCAUUGCUAAUGUACGGUGAUGGCUUAGUGGCUACCUCAGUUUAAAGUCAUUAUGGUGUUAUUAGUAAGUGUGGGUUGUUCAUAAAAUGUUAGGUUCAUUUGCAAAGCAGGAUAGUCAUUUAGGAUGUUAGGUAAGACAGGAUUUUGCAGUUUUACUAUAAGGAUUGUUCUGGUUUGGGUUUGAGUUUGGGUUGUUUUUUUGGGCUUUUUUUUUUCCCAAGGGAUCCAGAUGAGAGCAAAUUCCAAAAGUGUACUUUUUAGUAAAUUUAACACCCCUUUUUCUCCUUGAGUUUAAUUUGUGAGUCUGCUUAGACAAGAGUGUGAACUGCUGUUACAGAACAACUGGAGUCUGUUCAUAGAAUCUGUUGAUCUAGUACUGCUUCCAUAUGUUUAUCCUAUGGUUGUGUUUGUACUUUCUUUCCAUGAUUCUAAAUCCAGAAUGGAUAUAGAUGUACAUGAAGCUGCUUACUGAUUUGUUAUUGUUGAGGUCCCAAAUUCUACAUGCUACUGCAGUGUUCCUGCAAAGGUGUUCAUCCAAGGGGUCUGCUCCUGAAGAAUAGACCUCGAGUACCUGAAAUCACAUACAAGCCAGAUCUGAGUAGUUACGUAAAGUUUGCCUUUGUUCUAUUUCUUCCUUCACAAUGUUUCUGCUAGCCAGAAAAGUUCCACUCAAGGGGCAUUUACUUACUUUUGUAUAUUGAGUAACAUCAUAAACUUAAAUUCAGCACAUUAAAUGCUGGACAACCAGGGCUGUCUUUCCUUUCCACUGAUACGUGUGCUUGCUUGUGGAGAAUUUUUUUUUUUUUGGUCCUGCAAGACACUGGUGAAUUUUGUGAACAGCUGUGAUCUGAAGAUGCAUCUGUCCUGCAGUGUCUGGCUGCUGCUCCUUGACACAGAUCUGAACUAGAUAUAAGUUAGCUGUCAUGAGCUCUUGGCUUAAACUCAACUUAAGCUCUAGGUCUCCCAGGAGGCUGGACAUUAAUACAUGAGCCUGUGGUGUUCCUGAACUGUGUCCUGCAAAGUUGUUCUGGCAGCAAUGCAAAAGGUAAAGCUGGCCUCAGAACAUGAAGGGAAUACCUGAUGCCAUGUGGAAAGAUUGCCAGUGUCACUGCUCCAGGAAUAGGACAGCCAUGUCACUAAAGGGGAGAAGAGGAAAAAAAACCGAAAACUUCAGCAGCAGUUGCAGGGAAAAAAUACAGUCCUUAAAGGACUCUUACAGCUUCACCAAAAACUCUGUGAAAUGUUUGAUUGUUAUUAUCAAAGGGGAAAACUGAAGUUAUAUGUAAUGGCUCUUACAGAAUAACUUGUAGCAUCAUGAGACCCAAUGGUCAUCCUUACGACAAGUGCUGUAUAGAGCUAUCCGCCACACCAUUGACAUCUGUGAGGAUGAGGCAGAAUGGUGUGAUUUGGGGAUACAGUUUUGCCAUAGGUUUCAUAGAACUGUAGCAACAACCUGUGUGUUAUACUAGAUUUUUAAGACAAAAAGAUUUAAACCUACUUGUAACUUUUAAUGAUAAUAAAU